This is a messenger RNA of Acanthisitta chloris (rifleman), 108 nucleotides long. Its product is annotated as transmembrane protein 178A-like. Lineage: Eukaryota; Metazoa; Chordata; Aves; Passeriformes; Acanthisittidae. The transcript has a single exon. The record is from RefSeq and is a predicted model, not a curated record. The annotation marks the transcript as partial.
AUGGUUGCAGCUGUUCUUCUUUGCAGGUGCAUUCUAGCAGCCAUCAGCUUCUUUUGGGAGCAGAGCUUCACCCAGCACAUUGCAGGUCUGCUCUUCCUGACUCUGGUG